Dromiciops gliroides (monito del monte) is the source of this 1632-nucleotide messenger RNA. It is a transcript of the gene MNAT1, whose product is annotated as MNAT1 component of CDK activating kinase. Gene Ontology annotation, cellular component: transcription factor TFIIH holo complex. Gene Ontology annotation, molecular function: cyclin-dependent protein serine/threonine kinase activator activity. NCBI's taxonomy places the organism in Eukaryota, Metazoa, Chordata, Mammalia, Microbiotheria, Microbiotheriidae. The record is from RefSeq and is a predicted model, not a curated record. The transcript is spliced from 8 exons. Gene Ontology annotation, biological process: positive regulation of cyclin-dependent protein serine/threonine kinase activity; nucleotide-excision repair; regulation of transcription by RNA polymerase II. The coding region runs from base 134 to 1063 and encodes 309 amino acids.
CAGAGGUGCCGGUUAGAGAGGGAGAUUGGCUUUGCUUCCACUACUGUCCAGAGCCCGCGGCAGGGGCGGUCUCUGAGUUGUCGGUGCCCGGAGAUUGGGGUGGGGAUCAGGCAGGAGUUGGAAAGAAGGCGCCAUGGACGACCAGGGCUGCCCUCGGUGUAAGACCACCAAAUACAGGAACCCUUCUCUGAAGCUGAUGGUGAAUGUGUGCGGCCACACGCUGUGUGAAAGUUGUGUGGAAUUACUCUUUGUGAGAGGAGCUGGAAAUUGUCCCGAAUGUGGCACCCCUCUGCGAAAGAGUAACUUCAGAGUACAGCUAUUUGAAGACCCUAUUGUUGACAAGGAAGUUGAGAUUCGGAAAAAAGUGCUAAAGAUAUAUAACAAAAGAGAAGAAGACUUUCCUAGUCUAAGGGAAUAUAAUGAUUUCCUGGAAGAAGUCGAAGAAAUUGUUUUUAACUUGACCAAUAAUGUGGAUUUGGACAAUACCAAAAAGAAAAUGGAGCUGUACCAAAAGGAAAACAAAGAUGUCAUUCAGAAAAACAAGCUAAAACUGACCCGGGAACAGGAGGAGUUGGAAGAAGCUUUAGAAGUGGAACGACAAGAAAAUGAACAAAGACGACUCUUUAUCCAAAAGGAGGAGCAACUGCAGCAGAUUCUGAAAAGGAAGAAUAAACAGGCCCUCUUAGAUGAGCUGGAGAGUUCUGAUCUGCCUGCUGCUCUGCUCUUAGCCCAGCAUAAAGAUAGAUCGACACAGCUGGAAAUGCAGCUAGAGAAAACUAAACCAGUAAAACCAGUGACUUUCUCCACAGGCAUCAAAAUGGGCCAGCAUAUUUCAUUAGCCCCUAUUCAAAAGCUUGAAGAAACUCUAUAUGAAUACCAACCAUUACAGAUUGAGACAUGUGGGCCCCAAGUUCCUCCCCUGGAGAUGCUAGGAAGGCUUGGAUAUCUAAAUCAUGUCCGAGCUGCUUCACCACAGGAUCUUGCUGGAGGCUACACUUCUUCUCUGGCGUGCCACCGAGCCUUACAAGAUGCUUUCAGUGGACUUUUCUGGCCAUACAGUUAACCUGCAAUUACUUACCAGUUUGGGAGGCUUAGAAAUUGGAGUGGAACCAGAAGCAAGCCCAAAUAAAACAAAGAUGAAAUGGCCAAAUGACCACCACACUCAGUACAACUCAAUCUGAGUGUGGCCGCUCAGGGUAGCUAUAUGAAUUAAAGUCAGGACACGGUGUCAUGUAAUUGGAAGAUGCAUUUUUGUGGAAGAAAAUUCAUUUUUACUUGUGUUUUCUGGAGAGGAAUUGAAACAAUAAGCCAUAUCUAAUAGAAGAUAUGAAUAAUUCAGCCAUGUAUACUUGAGGUUUAAAGAGAGACUUGUAAAUUUUUAAAAAUAAAGCUAGACUUUAUAUUGUUUUAUGGUUUUAUUCUUAUUAGUGUUUUAUUUGAAAAUGUAUUUAAAUACCAUUUUGAUUAUAACAUUAAGUCAAUAUUCAAGUUUAUUCUUUCGCCUCAUAAAAAUUUUUUCCUUCAGUGUCUUCUCAAUACUAGUCCAGACAAGCGAGUUUAUUUCCUUCUACCAGCAGGAUGUGGCAAGUAAAAUCUGAGCUGUGAUAAUGUUACUUUUUCUAAAUUAAAGCU